Messenger RNA from Rhipicephalus sanguineus (brown dog tick), 747 nucleotides. Its product is annotated as globin. Gene Ontology annotation, molecular function: oxygen binding; heme binding. Lineage: Eukaryota; Metazoa; Arthropoda; Arachnida; Ixodida; Ixodidae. Bases 1 to 747 code for a protein of 248 amino acids. The record is from RefSeq and is a predicted model, not a curated record. The transcript is spliced from 2 exons.
AUGGGCAACUUGUGGGUCAAGGACCGGGCGAACAAGCAGACGGGCAUGACGAGGCGCGAGAACAAGCUGGUGCAAACCACCUGGAACACGUUCUGCCGCAAGCACCCGGACUUCGGCAGCCUCCUGCUGUUGGCCAUGUUCACUCAGCACCCAGACUACCAGGCGCUGUUCCCCAAGUUCAAGGGUCGCGAACUGCGUCAGCUUCGCGACGACGCCAAGUUCCGGGCGUUCGGCCAAGCGGUUGGCCGCCAGCUGACUGCCAUCGUCGACUCGGUGGACGACUACGACGCCUUGUUGACUGUGGCGCGUAAGAACGCGGUCGAACACGCCCAUCGCGAAGGAGUCCAGGCAGAGCACUUUGAGGGCUUCUUCUCGGCCGCUUUGAGCCAGAUGAUCGAGGGUAACAAAUCGGCCAUGAAGGCCGCCGCCAUCACCGCCUGGGAGAAAUUCUUUGAGACGCUGAAAAUGAUCACAAAACACGCAUUCGACGAGGCUGCCAAGGAAGCUGAAAAUUCAAAGCGAGCAGCGAGUUCCAAGUCAGCACCACGGGAUGUGCCGCCUUCGUCAACUGGAAACCCUGCGUACACUGUAACCUCCAGCCUGGCAAGCCCGGCAAAUGCGACCCAGAAGGCCACGAACACCAAGAGCCCGUUGGCCGUAAAGAGCGUCAUCAAAGGUGCCCACUCAGAGCGGCAAUCGUUCUGGAAGAGCGGGGCCAAAGGCAAGGGCGGCAAAAAGUCUCCAUGA